Molecule: messenger RNA, 1056 nt
Organism: Dinoponera quadriceps
Lineage: Eukaryota; Metazoa; Arthropoda; Insecta; Hymenoptera; Formicidae
Exons: 5
Source: RefSeq, a predicted model, not a curated record
AUGGUGAAGACGGUCCAAGCGGCGUUGUCACCGUUAUUGGUCGUCGGCGCGUUCUGCGGCUUGUGCGUCUUCGAGUUCCCCCUUGGACGACCCAGGCCGUACCUCACUUGCCUCUACUUCCUGGUCACAUGGAGCAUCUACGCGUAUAUCGUCUACUACCUAAUCGACAUCGCUCAAGAACAGAUCAUAUUUCUAUCCUGGACUAAUUUGACAAUCACAAUCUCCUCGUUCGUGUCGAUGCUGGUCAACAUAUUUCGUUGCAAGGAACUGAAAAAAUGCCUGCGCAAACUUUCCAUCGUGGACGAUACUUUAGAAGUACUCGGAACGCCCAAGGAAUAUCGACCGUUGUACAAGUGGAUGAUCGGAGUGAUAAUCACAUGGUCACUNUUUUCUAUCGUGGACGAUACUUUAGAAGUACUCGGAACGCCCAAGGAAUAUCGACCGUUGUACAAGUGGAUGAUCGGAGUGAUAAUCACAUGGUGUGUGACAGCCAAUCUCUUGAAUGUGUUAGAUAUCUUAUGGCAGCACUCAAAGGGCACAAAGGGCAAACGGUUUGACGUUGUGCGUAUCUGUACUCCAUUAGUGGAGAAUCAUCUGUUGCACCUGGGCAACAUCAACGGUGUGAUGUUGGGAACUGUUCUUGGGUACACGGCCUCCAGAUUCGAGCGAGUCAACAAGCACAUUUACAAUCUGUUGGAAAACAACGCGGAACACGCCGGAAAAAGGAAUACGUUGAUUUUGGUCGGUCAGAAAAGAGUCUUAGAAGAGUCCGAGAAACGCGGACAGCGCUUUUGGAUUAUCAUGCACGUUCAUUUGCAGUUGAGCAUGCUGUCGCGACAGCUCAACAAAGUGUUCAAUGUGCAAAUGACGCUGGAGAUGGCUACUUUGUUCGCAGUUUUAGUGGACCAGUUCUUCGAUUUUCACCAUAUAUACGUGGACGAGAAUAGGAAUUUACUUCACCAGAUCGUAGCGAAGCUGACCACUUAUAUCUGGACCGGCCUGUUCACCGCGAAGCUUUUCGCGUUAAAUUACAUCUGCCAGACCAUUUGCGACAAG